UUUCUGAUAUUUUAAAAUUAGCAGAAAAAUAUCACAUUUGUCAGCAGGUCCGAUAUCAUCCGUAUUGCUUGAAAGGAAAAGUGAUUUAUUUAAUAAUUGAUUAUUUUCUAAAAAAUAUAAAAACAAGUUAAAUGGCUUCAAGAAUAUUACAAAAAAUUUUCACUGCCCCAACAAAUGGAAGAUCGUAUUCAUCUGGUUUACGCAAAGUAACACUAAUUCCUGGAGAUGGUAUAGGACCCGAAAUUUCUGCAGCUGUUCAAAAAAUUUUUGCUGCUGCUAAUGUACCAAUUGAAUGGGAGUCAGUUGAUGUAACCCCAGUUAGAGGGCCUGAUGGAAGAUUUGGCAUUCCACAAGCUGCUAUUGAUUCUGUUAACAAAAAUAAAAUUGGUCUUAAAGGACCUCUUAUGACUCCAGUUGGUAAAGGACAUCGAUCAUUGAAUUUGGCUUUACGUAAAGAAUUCAAUUUAUAUGCUAAUGUAAGACCUUGCAGAAGUUUAGAGGGUUACAAAACUUUAUACGAUAAUGUUGAUGUUGUUACUAUUCGUGAAAACACUGAAGGUGAAUAUUCAGGUAUUGAACACGAAAUUGUUGAUGGUGUUGUCCAGUCAAUUAAAUUGAUCACAGAAGAAGCUUCUUCAAGAGUAGCAGAAUUCGCUUUCCAAUAUGCUCAAGAUAAUGGAAGGAAAAAAGUUACUGUUGUUCACAAAGCUAAUAUUAUGCGUAUGUCUGAUGGUCUCUUUUUGAGAUGUGCCCGUGAAAUGUCAAAAAAAUAUCCAAACGUUAAAUUUGAAGAAAAAUAUUUGGAUACAGUUUGCUUAAACAUGGUACAAGAUCCCAACAAAUAUGACGUUUUGGUAAUGCCAAAUUUAUAUGGUGAUAUCUUAUCAGAUAUGUGCGCCGGUUUGGUAGGUGGUCUUGGUUUAACACCCUCUGGUAAUAUUGGAUUAAAUGGUGCUCUAUUUGAAUCUGUUCACGGUACUGCCCCUGAUAUAGCUGGAAAAGAUUUGGCAAAUCCUACUGCACUUCUUUUAUCAGCAGUUAUGAUGUUGAAACAUAUGGAAUUAAGUGAUCAUGCUGCCAAAAUUAAACAAGCGUGCUUUGCAACAAUUAAAGAAGCUAAAUACUUAACAGGCGAUUUAGGUGGUAAAGCUAAAUGUUCCGAAUUUACAAAUGAAAUUUGUGCUAAACUUUAAGUCAUAAAUUUUUUGUUUUAAACUAAGAAAUGAGAACAUAAAAAGAACUAAAAAAAAAAAAACAGAAAAAAUCAAUUAUAAGUUUUAAAAAUUUGAGACAAUAUGUUGGAUUGCCGGAGAGGUACUCUAUAAGAACAAGUAAAUAGCGAAUUUUUACAUUUUUCAUUUUGUAAAUAAUUUUAUUUCAUACAUUUAAUUCUCUUGAUUAUACAGUAUAUAAAACCUAUUUAAAAUAUAGAAUUUAAAUAUAUAAUUCAUAUAUUUUAAUAUCAAUAAUAUUUAAAUUAUUGAUAUUAUUUGUAUUUAUUUAUUUGAAACACUAAGAUGCUGGAUACGUCUUAGAUUUUAUUUUAUAUUUAAUUAUAAUUUUAAAUAUUUGUCCGAUACAUACAUUUUUAAGUUUUAAAGCCUAAAAAAUGAACCAGUAUUACGGUGGGGGCAAUCUUAUAUUUAACUAUUUUUAAUUUUUACUUUUUGUAAAAUAAUAAAUUUCAUUUGUAAAGUUAAUAAUAAAUUUAUAUAAAAAAAAAAACAA
Condylostylus longicornis is the source of this 1728-nucleotide messenger RNA. It is a transcript of the gene Idh3a, whose product is annotated as probable isocitrate dehydrogenase [NAD] subunit alpha, mitochondrial. Gene Ontology annotation, molecular function: isocitrate dehydrogenase (NAD+) activity; magnesium ion binding; NAD binding. Gene Ontology annotation, biological process: tricarboxylic acid cycle; isocitrate metabolic process. NCBI's taxonomy places the organism in Eukaryota, Metazoa, Arthropoda, Insecta, Diptera, Dolichopodidae. Gene Ontology annotation, cellular component: mitochondrion. The coding region runs from base 132 to 1193 and encodes 353 amino acids. The record is from RefSeq and is a predicted model, not a curated record. The transcript is spliced from 6 exons.